Messenger RNA from Solenopsis invicta (red fire ant), 6272 nucleotides. It is a transcript of the gene glu, whose product is annotated as structural maintenance of chromosomes protein 4. Bases 911 to 5284 code for a protein of 1457 amino acids. Gene Ontology annotation, biological process: mitotic chromosome condensation. Gene Ontology annotation, cellular component: chromosome. Lineage: Eukaryota; Metazoa; Arthropoda; Insecta; Hymenoptera; Formicidae. Gene Ontology annotation, molecular function: ATP hydrolysis activity; ATP binding; protein binding. The record is from RefSeq and is a predicted model, not a curated record. The transcript is spliced from 8 exons.
UGAGAAUGGCAGUCGAAUUGCGCUCACUUCAGGCCACUGAACUCGGUCGAAGCAUUUACCACACGCGCAUGCGCUUUCUCUUUUUUUCUGUCGUUCUGAAUGAAUUUUCUAUUGUUUUUCUUUGUUUUCCUUGUUUAUGGAAAAUACAAACGCGUUUCUCCUCCAAGCGAAGCGGAGAAACGGCGGCGAAAAUUGCAUAUAUGUACGGAGAGACGCAAAAAGAACGAAUCCGUUUUGCCGCCAUUUUGUCCGUUUUGACACACUGGCGUCUGCCAGGACGAUUUCACGGACGAUUCUCAUGUCACGACAGCGUAGUUUGACGUAGCAGAGGGAAUUCGAAGACGCGCAACUCCGCGGCGUGACCUGGGGACUCGUCUGCAUCGGGUGAGCAUCGCUCGCGGUCAUCACGUUUUACGAAUUUCAUCGUUUCCGGACGAUUCCGUUGGGCGGGAUUUUGAAAUUGCGAUUUAACACGAUGGCGGACGCGGACGCUAGAAACGCCGAAACGCAUCGGUGAUCUCGAUAUUUUCGAUUCCUCGCUUGUCCUCGUCGUCUCGCUCGCCCGCCUUAUCGCAGCGUUUGCGCGGCGUGGAAACGUUCCGCAUAGCGGGAAACGCGAGUCAGCACUGUUUCGGGGAGCGAAGACUCGUGUUGGCGUUUCGCGAUUUCGUCGACGGCUUCGCGCGGGAAAGGUUGGAACGCGAGUGCGGAUGCGCGUUUCGACGGUGCCGCGACGGAAGAGGGUAAGAUAAAUCCGUCCACAUCUCUCAGCGAGCUGCCGAAUGAGCUGCGACCCACGUCGUUGACAGCAAUAGAUUGGCCGGGUCGAUCGGCAAUGUUGUUGGUGAGCUAACCUCAAAACGCAGCACGAGAGAUAAAACGUUAACAGCCUUCACGGAGAACCGUCCGGAUGGCUAGCGCCUCCCAGGCGAGGGGGGACGCCCCUGGCGAGGCCGACGUAGAAGGUGAUGCGCGGGACACCGGGUACGACACGGACGAGGAAGGCGGUUUAAGGGUGGACGACAUAUACAUCCCGCCACCCUUGAAGAAUUUCAAUGAGCUUGACUCUACCGGGUCGAGGCUGAUGAUCACAAAGAUCGUGAAUCAUAAUUUCAAGAGCUACGCCGGCACGCACGUAAUCGGUCCCUUCCAGAAGAGCUUCUCAGCUAUUGUAGGCCCGAACGGCAGUGGCAAGAGUAAUGUUAUAGACUCUAUGCUGUUUGUAUUUGGUUAUCGUGCCAGUAAGAUCAGAUCGAAGAAGAUCUCUGUUCUAAUUCAUAACUCGAGCGAAUAUCCAAACUUAAACAGCUGCACCGUUUCUGUACAUUUCCAAAGAAUUAUAGAUAAGCCUGGUGAAGAUUAUGAAGUUGCUGUAGACAGUGAGUUUGUAAUUUCUAGAACAGCAUUUAAGGACAGCUCAUCAUAUUACGAGCUCAAUAAGAGAAAAGUGCAAUUCAAAGAGAUUAGCAAACUCUUGAAGUUUCAUGGAGUCGAUUUGGAUCACAAUCGAUUCUUAAUAUUGCAGGGUGAAGUAGAACAAAUUGCACUUAUGAAACCCAAGGGUCAGAAUGAGAAUGAUACCGGAAUGUUGGAAUUUCUGGAAGAUAUUAUUGGCACAUCUCGGUAUAAGGAACCCUUAGAGAAAUUAUCGAAUAAGGUUGAAAUACUAGCAGAACGUAAAGUAGAGAAGCUACACCGCCUCAAGGUGGUACAAAAGGAGAAGGAGGCUCUAGAAGAGCCCAUGCAAGAGGCAGUGGAGUACUUAAAAACAGAGAAUGAAAUCAUCAGAUUGCAACAUCAGCUUUAUCACUGCAAAAGAUUUGUAGCAGUGAAGGAACUUGCGGAAUAUGAAACAACAAACGAUAAACUUGACAAGGAACAAGCUGCAUUAAACGACGAAAUGAAUAAUGUUCACACACAAAAAGAAGAAAAAACCAAGAUUAUCAAAGAGAAAAGCAAGAAGUGGGACGCUUUACAACAGAAAAAGGACGAAGCUACUGCAAGAUUUGAUGAAGUGCGUAAACAAGAUGAGUUGCUGCACGCUGAAUUAGUCGAGACAAAUAAGCGACGGAAAGCCAACAUAGCGUCUACCAAAACGGAGAAGAACAAGCUGGAGGACCUACUAAAAAUACCAGAGAAAAAUAUGAAAGAAAUCAAAGAAUGCGAACAUCUAAUUGAGACGCAUACGAUCAACAAAGAAAAGGAAGAGGCUUCGUUAACGACUUUGAUGGCGAAUCUACGAGAAAAAACAGAGCCAUUGCUGAACGAGCGAUCUGAACUAGAGAAAGAGCUAAUAUCUCUUAGAAAAAACGUGGAUCAGGCGAAAGCGGCAUACGAUAUCGCACAGUCCGAGCUGGAACUUUACACAUCGGAGGAAAAGGUUGAGAAGGAGAAACUGGAAAAUCUCCGAGAAUCUCUAGAAAGGACUGCGACUACGCUCAAGGAGCGACAGAAACAGCUGACAUUGUUUGAGACACAGAUUCCAACAACUGAGCGCAGUUUGAAGCAGGCGCAGGGUGAACUGAAUGAGGCGAAGUCACUCGAGAUAGAAAAAACUACUCAGUUGAAAAAGAUGCGAAUCACUUUUGAGGAACAGCGUUCUGCCAUGCAGCAAUCUAAGUCACGGAAUCGUGUUCUGGACUCUUUGAUGAGAGAGAAGCGUGAGGGUCGAUUACCAGGAAUAUUUGGAAGAUUGGGCGACUUGGGUGCUAUUGAUGCCAAAUACGAUGUUGCUGUAUCGACGGCAUGCGGCCCUUUAGAUGACAUCGUUGUAGACACAGUAGCCACCGCGCAGGCGUGCAUCACCUUUCUCAGACAACAUGACAUAGGACGCGCCACAUUUAUACCUCUGGAGAAACAGCAGCGAUUCCAGGCCAAGAUCAACAAGAAAAUUCAAACGCCAGAAAAUGUGCAUCGAUUGUUCGAUUUAAUUAGAGUGGAGGAUGAGAGGAUAUUGGUGGCGUUCUACUAUGGUCUGCAGGACACUCUCGUGGCGCAGGAUUUAGAUCAAGCCACACGCAUUGCUUAUGGUAGAAUGCGUUAUCGCGUGGUGACACUGAAGGGCGAACUGAUCGAACUGUCGGGCACGAUGAGCGGUGGUGGGCGCACGGUAUUGCGAGGUCGAAUGGGUCAGAAAGUGAUCAGAAAUGAACCGUCGAACGCUGAUAUUGAAAAGUUGCAAUUGCAGCUGGAUACUGUGUUUGAAGAGUGCAAUAGGUUGAGAGCUAAACAAAAGCCACUGGAAGAACAGAUUCACGUGUUGUCAACUUCCUUAAAGGAUAUGAAAGUCGACAGACAGAAAUUCGGUAUUGAGGUACAGGCGCUGAAUGAGCAGGAACCAUUAUUGCGAUCACAACUAAAAGAGCAGGAAAAGAUUGCCGCCAAUUCGGUGUCAGAUCCAAAGAAGGUCGCGCAACUACAGAAAACUGUAAAUGCAGCGAAAUUGCAUCUGAAUAAGGUCGAAGAGAGCUCCGCUUCGGUAGAAAAAGAGAGGGAGCGUAUCAACAAGAAGAUAGAUGAGAUCUCUGGCAGUCGGGUGCGAGAUCAGCAGGCGAAAAUUGCGCAGCUGACUAAAUCGGUGGACAAAACCAAAGCAGAGAUAUAUCGUCUGCAGGUGGCUAUCAAGACUGCCGAGAGAAACGUUAAAAAGACAGAGAAGCACAUAGAAACUCUGGAAAAUGAUGUGCACACCUGUGAGGAAAGACUGAGAGACAUUCAGAAGGAAAAAUUGGAGCUCGAGGAGCAUGCUAAAGUAAUUCUGGAUGAAUUAAAGGAAAUUAAUGAGGCGCUUCUAGAGCGGGACGACUCUACAUCGUCUUUGAAAGACGAAAUAAAUGAACUGCAGACGCGCGAAAAUAAAUUGAAAGCGAUGAAGAUUGAUUUGGAUCAGAAAUUACAAGAGACUAAGAAAUUUUUAAAGGGAUUACAGCAGAUAAUUCCCGAGUAUGAUCGGAAAAUAGCGAAUCUAAAAUUACGUGACGUUCCUCAUGAGAAUGUAGAGUCGCUUAAGGAGAUAACGGAAGAGGAGAUCGAUCAAAUGGACAUGAAUAUAGUGACGCAGAAUUUGCAGAAGAUCAAGAAGAGGUUACCUGAACAGAUACCCAACAUGCAAAUCAUCGCGGACUACCAGGAGAAAGAUGCGUUGUUCAUGACUCGUGCCGCUGACCUAGAAGAGACAACGUCGGCAUGCGACAAGAUGCGCAAAAUUUACGAGAGCGCCCGACGACGCAGGAUCCAGGAAUUCCUACAUGGUUUCAGUCUGAUCAAUACCAAAUUAAAAGAGAUGUACCAAAUGAUCACGCUGGGCGGUGACGCGGAUCUGGAGCUGGUGGAUUCGUUGGAUCCGUUGAGCGAGGGUAUUGUAUUCAGCGUGCGACCGCCCAAGAAGUCGUGGAAGAGCAUCGAUAAACUUAGUGGCGGCGAGAAGACCCUUAGCUCGUUGGCGUUGAUCUUUGCCCUUCAUCAUUACAAACCCACGCCGCUGUACUUUAUGGACGAAAUUGAUGCGGCGCUCGACUUCAAGAACGUCUCCAUCGUUGGUAACUAUAUCAAAGAACGCACAAAAAAUGCACAGUUCAUCGUCAUCUCGCUACGCUCGAAUAUGUUCGAGCUGGCCGAUUCUCUGGUGGGCAUCUACAAGACUUUUAACUGUUCCAAAAGUUUAAGCCUCCAACUGGCCCGUUACUACGAAAACAAUGAUAUCGCGCCGCCCACGCAACUUACCUCCAAGACCUACGCAUCCCAAGCUUCGCAGAAAUCACGGUUGCCGUUGUCGCAACGCACUCAGACGAACUCACGCAAAGAGAACACCGCGCCCGCGAAAGACAAUAACACACAGAACACCGCGCCCGCGAAAGACAAUAACACAGAGAACACCGCGCCCGCAAAAGACAAUAACACAGAGAAUACCGUGCCCACGAAAAACAAUAACACAGAGAACACCGUGCCCACGAAAAACAAUAAUGCGAAGAACAUAACACCCACAAAGAAUAAUAAUGCAAAAGAAACGUUGUUGAAUGGGGAAGAGACAUCACCCGUAAAGAACAAUAACGCAAAGGAAAUUUCGUCUGAGGAAACAGAGGCAGAUAACACGAAAAACAAUAAUACAAAAAAGACGCCGAACGCGAAAAGAUUGAAAGUCGAUCAAAUAGGACUUCCGGAACUUGCAGUAUGUUCAACGCCGCAGCCAACUCGGCGUUCCGCCAGAAUAGUGAGGAAAAGCGUGGACUCUGAAGAAAACAAUGUUAACAAGGAACCAGCUAGAAAAAAGCAAAAAUCAAAGUGACUGAGUGAUGUUGUGCUUUCAGAAUCAGAAGAUGACAUGUACAAAACAAUUGUGCGAAAUUCGAUGCAAUUUCAAAAAUUAUAUAAACUUUUGCCUCACACAGCAAUAUAGCUGCAAUGAGGAAUCUGGAAUUUUAAGAAUAAUCUCAGUACCUACAUAUCCUAGGCUGUGUGUGGAAUCUGUUUAAUGCUACAAAUGUUUCGAAGCAUUUGUAGUAUUAAGGAGACCUCAACCCUAAUCGAUCAACUUUUAGUCGCUUAUCUUCUUUGCAGUACUUUUUUUAUGCUUAUCUUCUCAUUUGGAGUUUUCUUCGCAUUAUCGUUUUCGGAUACUAGUAUACAUACGUGUACUGAAAUGCUAAUAUUAGUAAAUUAUAAUAAAUUUUUAUACUAGUGUUUGACAUCGAUAGAUAUCAUUGCUAUUAUGUUUCUGUAUAGUACUGAUUAUGUAGAUGCAACUUUUCUUUCGCAUCUCCUUAGCCAUUUAAUAUUGGAUUAAUGGACUAAUCCAUGAACUAAUCCGUGGACUCAAUAAUGGACUUCCCUGUAACUAUUACACGUAUUAUUUUUUGAAAGAGGGAAGGGAGUAACGUACUUCUAUGCAGAAAUUGUAAUGACAUUACAAAUAAUGGCAUAUUGUAUUUGUAAAUUUAACUUUAAUAUUAUACACGCGAAUUCUCAGUUUUCUUAAUCAAGAUUUUUACAUAAAUGUAAGAUAUUGGGAAUGACGCUUAUGUCAGAGUAAAAUAAAAUGACAACAGAUAAAAGAAUCUGCUCCUUUUAUCUGUGCUUUCUGUAUUUUCUUAUGUUCUACUCUUAAUGCCCAAAUAUGUAUAUGUAUUUCAUGAAUAAGACAGUGCAACUUAUUGAUUAGUUCAGCUAAGAGGAGCGGAAUUGUAAUUAGUGCAAAAUACCGCAAUAUUUUUAUACAUUUGUACAUGUCGUAAGAGACUUAAGACAUUAAAAUAUGAUUACUAUUUAAGCAAGAA